Messenger RNA from Eufriesea mexicana, 4317 nucleotides. Its product is annotated as myotubularin-related protein 3. Gene Ontology annotation, biological process: phosphatidylinositol dephosphorylation; regulation of autophagy. Gene Ontology annotation, molecular function: metal ion binding; phosphatidylinositol-3,5-bisphosphate 3-phosphatase activity; phosphatidylinositol-3-phosphate phosphatase activity. Lineage: Eukaryota; Metazoa; Arthropoda; Insecta; Hymenoptera; Apidae. Gene Ontology annotation, cellular component: cytoplasm; membrane. The record is from RefSeq and is a predicted model, not a curated record.
UUCACAUCGAGUAGAACGAGUAUCUUUCAAAAAAAUUAUCAGAAACUGAAUUCUUUAUAGUGUUAUUGUUUAAUAAGUACUAAAAAAAAAAAGUAGAAGAAAAAAGCAAACAAUUUAAUUAAUGGAGAUCGCUCCCUGUGAUACUGGCCAUUCCUCUGAAUUGCCGUAACGAAAAGUGAUCGCGUUUGGAUUGGACUCGCAUAAGACUAGUGGAAUCGUUUAUCCCGUAAGCUAUCUACGUACCUAUUAAGAAAAAUCUAAAGUAAUUAGGUACUUGCCAAGCUUGAAAUCAAAAUUGCUAUAUCUAUUUCUACGCGGAGAAAUGCUUUCUCUCUCUUAAUUGAGUAAUGUCCACAUUGUACUUCUCGUGUAAACGACUGUUCAUGGAUUUUGUAUGAAGUAUCAAAACGGUUGGAUAUCGUCCAUCGCGGAGAAACUUCGCAAUUCAAGAAGGAGACUCAAGUUUGUAUAUGAUGUGUCACAUAGAGAGGAGAUGGAGAAUUCUGAAGAGCCAACAAGUUUGCAAUCCAUUUGUCAUUUACAUGCUUCGGAGUUAUUUCCAAAGCAUACACAUUUUGAAUGCGAGGAUCAAACACUUAUAGUUCCAUUUACACCUUUGAGUGGGGAAUCUAUUGUAGCACUUGGACGUACAUCGGAUGGAGUGUUGGCUCUUUCUAACUACAGACUCUAUUUACAAUUAAGUCAGGCAUGUUACAAUAUUCCAUUGGGUUUAAUAGAGCAACUAGAAGUUAAAGAAAUUUUUUUCCUACAUAUUGGUUGCAAGGAUGCUCGUUCUCUGAGUUGUGUCUUUGCCACGAAUGAACAUUGUUUGGAGUGGUUUAAACGAUUACAUAAGGUGACUUGUCCACGAAAGAGUAUAGAAGAUAUAUUUGCUUUUGCAUAUUAUGCUUGGUCUAUAGAGGAAGGCAAAGAUAAUUCCAAGUUAGGAAAAAAUAACAUAUCGUACAGUGCUACUUUUAAUUCAGAAGUAGAACGAUUAAAAUUUAAUUUGCAUGGUACAUGGCGCAUAAGUCAGAUUAAUAAAGAUUAUCGGAUGUGUCCAUCCUAUCCACCGUUACUUCUGGUUCCUUCUUGCAUUUCUGAUGAGAUUCCUGCUGUUGUUUGGAGGCAUGUGAAUAAUGGUGCAGUAAUAGCACGAAGUAGUCAACCAGAAGUUGGAUGGCUUGGUUGGCGAAAUUCGGGUGAUGAAGAACUUUUAAAGGCCCUCUCGGAUGCAUGUUCCUACGAUAAAGGUGAAUCAACGAUGGUGGAUUUGUCUAUCACUUACCCCGAUACUGGUGAUGAUAGUGUCACAACAAAUAAUACAAAAAAAGUCUUAAUCGUGGACGCUAGGUCAUAUACAACUGCUGUAGCGAAUAGAGCGCGUGGGGGUGGUUGCGAAUGCCCCGAAUAUUAUCCUAGUUGCGAUAUACAAUUUAUGAAUUUACCAAAUAUUCACUCGAUACGAAAGAGCUUUCAUGCGGUGAGACAGUUGUGCGCGUCGGAUGCGGAUCAACCAAAUUGGCUCAGUCUUUUGGAAGGAACACGAUGGUUACAACAUAUGUCUGGAUUAUUACGUGCUGCUGUGACUGUAGCAUCGGCAAUUGAAAGGGAUGGUCGUCCGGUACUGGUGCAUUGCAGUGAUGGCUGGGAUAGAACACCACAGAUAGUAGCUUUAGCACAGAUUCUUCUUGAUCCUUAUUAUCGGACUAUGGAGGGAUUCCAAGUUUUAUGUGAGAGAGAAUGGUUAGACUUUGGGCAUAAAUUCGCGGAUCGUUGCGGGCAAACGGUUGGUUGCGAAGAUCCAAACGAACGAUGUCCAGUAUUUUUGCAGUGGCUCGACUGUGUACAUCAGUUAAUUCUACAAUUUAAGUGCAGUUUUCAAAUGUCUUCUGCAUACCUCGUGAAACUUGCACAACAUACGUAUUCUCAGCUUUUCGGCACAUUUCUUUGUAAUACGAGACAAGAAAGGUUACAGUUAAGAAUACGAGAACGUACAUUUUCGGUUUGGCGUUUCCUCAACUCCAGUUCAUUCGUAAAUCAUUUAUACUCUCCUUUAAAGAAUCAAGUAUUAUGGCCAAGUUGUAACGUACGUGACCUCGUUUUAUGGUCCGAAGUAUAUUUAGGUUCUAUGGAAUCUCCUCUCGGUAUCAGAGAUGAUAAACAAAGAGUAACAAUGAUAGAUAUCGAGGGUGGUGAGAGUGAUGAACCAGAAGGGCAAAUGACUAAAACUCGUUCGUAUGGCGAUCUUAUGCACACCCCUGAUCAUGCGGCCUAUCUUCAUCGUCGACUAAGUGAUCCAAGCGCUUCAGUGGAAAAGAAAUUUGACUCUUUAACGCUCGAGACAGAAACGGGUGAAAAACCUACAAAACACGCAGAGAAUUGUAAAGAUGAUGAUACAAUAGAGAAGAAUAUAACGGAGAGUUUGGAUAAUACGAAACAUUACACGACAACGACGCAAACUUUGAACGAUUCUCCGGUGAAUCCAUCUGUAGAUAGUUCAACAGACACACUAAUACCCAGCAACGAUUCUUUACUCGGUACAAUCGAUAAAGAAACCAAAACGGAAAAAAAUUCACCACCAGACAUCGUAUCUCCAUGGACCGAGAACAAUGCAACAAGUCGAAUCGGUUGCUCUUGCAGUCAAAAUUACAAACAUAACCACAAUGAAGGUAGUGACGUAAGCGACACCAGCGCACCGCAGAUAUCAAGAACACCUAGUAGCGUUUGUCCAGCUUCACCAAUUUAUCAAGAUACGGUACCAGAUAAUCCUGAAAGAUUGGAUGAUGUCGAUGGUCUUCCUUUUAUACAUUGUGACGUUCAGAUGCGUGUGCAACAGAUUAUCGUGGAACAUAAGUUGAAGGAAGAAGCUUUAAGGAAGGAAUUACAUACGACGAGAAUGGCUCUGAUCAAGCAAGUUUGUAAUCAUAAUGCAGAGAUCGAUCGCGUUGAUGAUAUCGGAUCGUUACCCGAUUCAGUUGGAAGUACUGGCGAUCACGGAGAAUCAUUACCUUCGGACAUGUCAUGGGAAGCGGUGGAGGAAUUAGGUCCUGCUCCUACUCUUUGGGUACCCGAUCACGCGGUGAGUCGAUGCAUGGGAUGUGAUACGGAAUUCUGGCUGGGUCGGCGUAAGCAUCAUUGCAGAUGCUGCGGUAAAAUCUUCUGCGCGGAUUGUUCCGAGAAUUCGACACCACUACCUAGCGAGCAACUAUACAAUCCUGUUAGAGUUUGUAGCGAGUGUUUUUCACGACUUCACCGGCACACGAGUCCUUGUCGGUGUAAUGCUCGUUAUCAGAGCAAAGGAGAAAAUGACGCGGAGAUCUCGUCAAAUUCUGAAAGUUUGACCACUUGUCAAAGAUCGAAAGGUUUGAACCUGACGAAAGACACUUGCUGCGAUAACUUAUUGCAGGUUGUGCAUCAGAAAGCACAACCUCCAGUUACAGCAGCUACGGUAAAUUGAAAACUCUCGUGCGAGCGAUGGAGCUCGACGAGAAAUGUUCGUAGCAUUCGGGUUUCUGUUUGGCUUUCGACGAUGCGAGAAGUGUAUCCUUAACAUGAUAAGUCAGCUGCGAUACGCGUUCACGCGUUUAUCAUCUACAUCUGUACGAUGUGUACUACGACUAGAUGUAUAUGUCGCGUGCGAGCCGGUAGCCAUCAACACAGUUAGAUACUUGGAGCGAUCCAAUAUUUAUUGCUAGAGUAAUUAUUUGUACGAGAAAGAAUGUAUAGUGCAUCGGACAAAGUGAGAAAAGAUGAGAUGGUAUACGAGAGGUAUAUACCUCCUACGUAUACAAAGGAGUAUAAGUUGAUUCAACGAGGAGAUACCUGGCUUCUUCGAACGAGACUAUUCAAGUUUCCCCGUUUUUAGGUGACCUUAUUCCCUUUUCAAAGAUACAGCAAGAUGAGGUCGAGGAAUAUUUUGGAUAGGCUGUGACUGACGUCUAGUUCUAGACACCAUAUGAGGUGCGCUCUUAAUUAAACAUUGAUCUAUCGGUCGAUGAAACAAUUCGUUAUUAUUAGUAGUUGGAUUACGAUACGAGUAACCUGUAUUUGUAUAUUAUCGCUGUUUACGAGAAUUGGUAUAUUAAAUGUCAUUAUCGUAAUGUGCGAUUGUCUCUCUGUCACUCUCACUUUCUCUUCCUCUCUUGCUCGUGAGCAUGCCUGCUCUAUUUAUUGUUUUUCAUACAGUGAUCUUCAAUCCCACAAAAUUCUAACGUGAUUAUACGUUUUUUAACGUCUGUGUUGCGUUUAUUAUGUUAUCAAAAUUUUUCUUCGUAUCAUCAGCAUUUUGGAAUUGUAUCAGAAUAACGAGAUAUG